Molecule: messenger RNA, 1713 nt
Organism: Myxocyprinus asiaticus (Chinese sucker)
Lineage: Eukaryota; Metazoa; Chordata; Actinopteri; Cypriniformes; Catostomidae
Product: ubiquitin-conjugating enzyme E2 G2
Exons: 6
Coding region: 91-588 (165 amino acids)
Cellular component (GO): cytosol; endoplasmic reticulum
Source: RefSeq, a predicted model, not a curated record
UAUUUUGUCCCGGAAGAACACGAUAUUUCAUCGUGUCAGUUGUCGUCACCCUUCGUGCCAAAACAACUUCUUUGUCGACCCUGAUAGAAAAUGGCUGGAACAGCUUUAAAAAGACUCAUGGCGGAGUACAAACAGCUAACCCUCAACCCUCCAGAAGGCAUUGUUGCAGGGCCUGUAAACGAGGAGAAUUUUUUUGAAUGGGAGGCUCUGAUUAUGGGACCAGAGGACACAUGUUUUGAGGGUGGUGUGUUCCCUGCCAUUCUCAGUUUCCCAUCAGAUUACCCUCUCAGCCCCCCCAAGAUGAAGUUCACCUGUGACAUGUUCCAUCCUAACAUCUACCCAGAUGGACGUGUGUGUAUCUCAAUCCUGCAUGCUCCUGGUGAUGACCCCAUGGGCUACGAAAGCAGCGCUGAGAGGUGGAGUCCUGUACAGAGCGUGGAGAAGAUCCUGCUGUCUGUGGUCAGCAUGCUCGCUGAGCCGAAUGACGAGAGUGGAGCAAAUGUGGAUGCUUCUAAGAUGUGGCGUGAGGACAGAGAACAGUUCAAUCGGCUAGCCAAGCAGAUUGUGCGCAAAUCUCUGGGUCUCUGACUCUCCUGAAUACAGACACACACACACACACACACACACACAUACACACACACACUCUCACUCCAGGACAGGGAGGAUUGACUGUUGAAUGUCUAUGAGGACACAAACCUCCUACAGGAGAGAAGAAUCUCUGUGCUGAGUGUUGUAGUGUACUAUCCCCUGUACAUCCACCAGUGUGAGCACUUUAUUCAUACUCUCUUCCCUCUGCUGUGAUUGGGUGGAUGAGUGGAAGAACGGCUUGUGUUGAAGAAUGCAAAAUGUUAUACACUCACCAGACAGUGUUCCAACAGAGAGUCAAGCAUCAAUCACAGAACAAGUACACAAGGUAGUGAUUCACAGCCAUUUUGGACUGCCGUCUUGGUUUUAUAUUUGUUUGUUUUACCUGUCCAUAGUUUUAUGAGAUAAAUAACAAAUGCAGCUUUGUGUUGAUGGCAGUAUGCUGAUGCAUGCUUCAAUGCCUUAUCAUAAAAAGCAUCAUAAUUAAAAUCAUAUGAGGCAGCAACUUAGACUCAGAUCAGAUCCGACUGUUUGUUUAUAAAUAGAUUAUAUUACUGAUCAUUUGGGAUGAUGUAAAAGAUUAUGUCUGUGGAUGCAAAUUCAAUAAUAGUUAUAAUAAUUAUUAAAACAAUCAAUUACAUUUCAUAUGAAACAAAGUUGGAAAUUUGGUAAUGCACAUAUUCAGAGUCUUUUCUUUAAAAUCCUACUUGGAUUUAUUUAAAAGGAAAAUGAUUCUGAAAUCAUUUACUCACUCUCAUGCUCUUCCAAACCCCUAUGACUUUUGUUCUUCAGUGGAAUACCAAUAGGCAGUAUGUUAGUCUCAGUUCGUUUUCAUUGAUAUUUCUUCCAUACAAUGAAAGAGAAUAGUGACGGAGGUUUUGUGUUCCAUGAAGGAAAGUCAUAUAGGUUUGGAACAACAUGAGGAAGAGUAAAUAAUCACAGAAUUUUCAUUUUUGGCCGAACUAUACUUUUAAAGCUGGAAUUACCUCCUGGUGAAGACAAGCCCCACCCUAACUCCAUAAUUACUUAUGUCAAAGAAAUUUUGAAUUUAUUUGAUCCUUUGUAUAUUUCCUAUCAUUUGUUCUCAAGAAUUGUUCAGUAAAAAGAAAUAAAUAAAAAAAAAAAAGA